UGGUGCGGGACAGCUGGCGCCGGGUGGCAGCUGAACAACUGGAGGCGGUGGCCACUGUGACCCGGAGCUAGCUGUGCUGCAGGAGCCGCAGCAGCUGCUGGCCUUGCACAGAAGCAGCCUCUUCCGCCAACCCUUCCUCAUUCUUUGGAGAUGGCGGGUGAAAUCACAGAGACCGGGGAGCUCUAUUCUCCUUAUGUCGGGCUGGUGUACAUGUUUAACCUUAUUGUGGGCACAGGCGCACUCACCAUGCCCAAGGCCUUUGCCACCGCCGGGUGGCUCGUCAGCCUCAUCCUGCUGGUGUUCCUGGGCUUCAUGAGCUUUGUGACAACCACCUUUGUGAUGGAGGCCAUGGCUGCAGCCAACGCCCAGCUCCGCUGGAAGAGGAUGGAGAUCCACAAGGAAGAGGAAGAAGAAGACUCCUCCACGGCCUCAGACAGUGACAUCCUCACCCAAGACAACUAUGAGCGGGCAGAGAAACGGCCCAUCCUGUCUGUGCAGAGACGCUUAUCAGCCAGCCUUUUUGAAAUCACAGACCGGGUGGAAAUGGGGCAGAUGGCUUCCAUGUUCUUCAGUAAAGUGGGGGUCAACUUGUUCUAUUUCUGCAUCAUUAUUUACCUGUACGGAGACCUUGCCAUCUACGCUGCAGCUGUGCCCUUGUCCCUCAUGCAGGUGACCUGCAGUGUGUCUGGAAACGACUCCUGUGGCGUGGACACAGAUACCAAAUACAACGACACUGAUCUGUGCUGGGGGCCCCUGCGCCGGGUGGAUGCCUACCGGAUCUAUCUGACUAUCUUCACCCUCCUCCUUGGACCUUUCACCUUCUUCGACGUCCAGAAGACUAAGUACCUGCAGAUCUUGACCUCUCUGAUGAGAUGGAUCGCUUUCGCCAUCAUGAUUGUGCUGGCCCUGGUGCGCAUCGGGAACAGGCAAGGAGAGGGGCACCCACCCCUGGCCAACUUCUCGGGAGUCCGGAACUUGUUUGGGGUAUGUGUCUACUCCUUCAUGUGCCAGCACUCCCUGCCAUCCCUCAUCACCCCCAUCUCCUCCAAGCGCCACAUCACACGCCUGGUGUUCCUGGACUAUGCCUUGAUCCUGGCUUUCUACGGACUUCUCUCCUUCACGGCCAUCUUCUGCUUCCGUGGCGACAGUCUCAUGGACAUGUACACCCUCAAUUUUGCAAGGUGCGACGUUGUGGGCCUGACUGCUGUCCGAUUCUUUCUGGGCCUCUUCCCCGUGUUCACCAUCAGCACCAACUUCCCUAUCAUUGCGGUGACCCUGCGCAACAACUGGAAGACACUCUUUCACCGUGAGGGUGGCACGUACCCGUGGGUGGUAGACCGUGUAGUGUUUCCCACCAUCACGCUGGUGCCUCCCAUUCUGGUAGCCUUCUGCACCCAUGACCUGGAGUCCCUGGUGGGCAUCACAGGAGCCUACGCAGGCACUGGCAUCCAGUAUGUCAUCCCUGCCUUCCUGGUGUACCUCUGCCGCAAGGACACCCAGCUGUCCUUUGGCUACGGAACUGUCAACAAGCAUAGGUCCCCGUUCCGCCACACCUUCUGGGUGGCCUUUGUGCUACUGUGGGCUUUCUUCUGCUUCUUCUUUGUCACAGCCAACAUUGUCCUCAAUGAGACCCAGCUCUGAUAGCAGGACGUGUCUGACAACAGGAGGCAGGGCCAGCCUAGUCCCGGCCUCCUUGCCUCAUCAGGAUUUAGCUGCCACCCAGGUCUCCGUGAGCAUGCUAGCCUGGGGCUCUUGGAGAAGGUCUUCUACAUCUCCAGCUGGUGUCUUCUCCUGACCCAGCCCUCGCCCUGCAGGACAGCCCACCUGCCUGGGAACGUGGCUGUCCCCAGAUUCUUCGAUGGACCCAGUCUGUCACACAUGUUCCUCCACUUCUGCUCCUAGAGGCUGUGGGGGAGACAGUGCAGGCACUGCUGCUGUUUAUACUAGAGCCCAGACCCCUCCUGCAUCCGCGGCCGUCCACUAGCAGCUGCUGCCUCUUCAAAGGCGAGUCCCAGGCCCUGGCUCUCCAAGCCUGACCUGCUUGUGAUGGUCCUGAAAGUUGCUAAGUAUUCCUCCUAUGGGAGGCCUGGCCAGUUCUGGUGACAAGGACAGGAAGUGCUAAUUGGCACCAGGGUCCCUAGACAAGAGCUGUGAGAGCUUUUGCUGUGGGUGCCAGCUCUGGUGUGACAGACAGAUGAAGCAUCCCUUCCAUGGGGUGUAAAACCCUUUCAGGGACCCUCUGUUCCACGGCUUCUCCUUCGGAGCCCAGGGACCUCCUGGAGUGCAAGGCUGCCCUCACCACCCACCCACACCAUAGUGGCUAACUGGCCUGGACUUACGGCAGGGAAAGAACAGAGUGCCCCUCUGCAAAAGGUCAAGCCUGUGUUCUGCACCCCAGCUUGCUCCCAUGCUGCAUUGCAACACUAAGGUGGUGCCCUUAGGAGCCUGGUCAUGGAUGCGCAUGGCCAGACACUCCAGGUGGCUGGCUAUCUUGGAGCUGGAGGAGAUGAAGGAGGCCAGGUCCCCAGCCGCUUCCUAGCUGGUCACGCAUGUACCCACUAGGCCCAAUGCCUUGGAAUGAGGAGUGAUUUAAUGAACUGCA
This is a messenger RNA of Microtus ochrogaster (prairie vole), 2602 nucleotides long. RefSeq names its product solute carrier family 38 member 12 (gene Slc38a12). The record is from RefSeq and is a predicted model, not a curated record. NCBI's taxonomy places the organism in Eukaryota, Metazoa, Chordata, Mammalia, Rodentia, Cricetidae.